GCGCGUCCUCCUCGGAGCCGCGGUUGGAGUACGGCGUCUGGAGUUGCAGGAUCAAAAAUGUCAGUACUCACUUCUCCAAGAGGAAAGGUGGAGGUGGUUCACUGCCGAAGAACAGAGUCACAGGAUAUUUAUUGCAUCAAAAACCUCAUUAGAAAAUUUACCCAGAAGCUGUUUGGGAGUCUUAAUAUCAUCUCUCUUCUGGAGAAGGCAAACCUUGCCAUCACCCUCCACAAUGACCAGGAGGAGAUCAUGGCCCAGGCCAUCUUCGUAGACUAUCCCAACUGGAAUGUCGCCCCACAGGACGACUGGGUGUCCGUGUUCCGGGAGCUGGACAGUGAAAUCCCAUGCACACCUCUGAACACGUUGUUCAUGCACCUCUUUGUGGCCGUGGACGAGUAUUCUGUCGGCUGCUGCAAAGAGAUUAUUCGGACCGUGUUCAAGGCGGUGCCAGACCUGCACUUCAUAUUCCUCAUUGUGCCGUCCUACAUGAGCCUCGGCUCGACUCUCAUAACUGUGUUCGACCAAGUGGGGAACAUUCCAAGCCUGACAUAUGAUGAGGACUUUGCCGUGCACAUAUGUCACAGGCACAGCCACUACCCUCAGCUACACAUCCGCAAAGCCAGGGUGGAAGAUCACGACGACCUCGUGCCAAUAUUCCUGCACCAUGACACCAUCCUGAAGGAGACUUAUGGCGAAUACUUCCUGGCUGAACUCAUAGAGGCCCAAGAUGAAGAGAAUCAUGCCAUCGUGUGUGAGGUGGAAGGUGUAGCCGUCGGGUUCAUGAGCGUGUGCUCGAGAGUGAACAUGCAGCUCCUGCAUGAGUGCUUUGACUUGGGGCCCUUCCACGGACUCUGCACCCCGCAUCCCGAUGACGUCCUGGAGCCACCCCAAGAGCUAAGCGUUCAAGGAAGUUCAGGCGCCGAGCUCAGGAGCAGCAGCCAGGAAUGCCAGCAAAUAGUCAAGGAGCCGCAGGAAGCUGUCACCCCGGAGACCGAGGAGAGCAUCCAGAGAAAAAGCACAGAAGAAGCCGCAACGGAGGAAGCUUUAUCACCAGUCCAAAGUGGAAAUGCUAGUGAAGCGGAGGACACAGAAAAACUCAGUCAGGAGUACAGUGUGGAUUACACGGAUUACUGCAUCAGCAACACGAGCUCAGUAUCCAUCUCUCUGCCCGAAGAGACGAGCAACUUCCGCCCCAUCUACAAGGGCGCCUCCACUGCCUUCUGCAUCCAGCUGUUUUGUAUUGACGAGAAGUACGAAGCAAGGUCACUGGACUUCAUGAAUUUUGUUUUCAGUCUUUUUCCUGACAAGAACUUCUGCAUCAUUUCUCUGCCACAUCUCACCCCUGAGUUUGCCCUCAUACAGAACUUCGUGAAGAUUGUCCCCUUCAACAACUGCACCCUGGACCAGGACCUCUGCGUCUUCCAUCGGGCAGGAUUGCUCAAGACCAUUAAAAUAAGAUUAGCCACUCUCUCGGAUACUCCUGGUGUUGAAAAUCUUGUCAGCACCCUCAUGCUGAGUAAAAGCAUAUUGGAAGAUUUACAGCAGUACAACGAGGCUCGCAGGGACCCUGAUGGAACACCACUGAAGGCAUUUGUAGCCGAAGUUGCAGAACAAGUAGUUGGCAUUGCAGUGAUCAGAGAUGAAAUGGAUAUAGAGUACAUACGAUCCCACUACAAUAUUGAAGACUUCAUAUACUUUAGUCACCACCAGCGCGAAGAGCAUGGCCACCUGUAUCACUUUGCCCUGAACCCCAUUUUUCAGCACUACACCAAGUUUUUUCUGAAGGAGAUCCUCCGUUUAGGAUAUAAGUCCUGUCUCUACUACCCUGUUUACCCGCGAGCCAAGGAAGGCAAGUUUCAGAGCUCCAGUGCCCACUCGCUGACGUCCGCCCUCCACUGCUUGGUUCCCGUGCGGCCCCGACGACAGAUUGUCUAUCCCCUGGAAAAGCUUGGCAUCAACGCCCCAUCAAAGGAGGUCUCCAGGGACGCGUUGAGUUAUGCCUUGAACCAUAUAAACAGAAAACUAACGUUGGAACCUAAAAUAACUGUCAAUGCCAAGAUUGUUGUGGUUGGUGCGUCCAAUGUUGGAAUUUCCUUCCUAGAGACACUGAUAUUUUGCUCUCACCUGAAGUUCAGUAAUCUCACCCUGAUUUCAACCCACGGACUCCCAGGAAAAAACCUUCUGGGCACUGAACAAAGGAAGUUUUUAGCAAGCGACCACUGUUAUAAUGACAAAGAUCACGCGUUGAUGUCGCUGUGCUCCUGGGUCAACGUGGUGGUUGGUAAAAUGACGGCCAUAGACCGAGCAGCUAAGCAGGUCAUUGUUUCCAGAGAAGAAGUCGUGCUCUACGACCACCUUGUCCUCUGCACCGGGCAGCAGUACCAGGUCCCACGCCCUACAGGGGCCGACAUUAGUCAACACCCGACAAACAGAGAAGUUCCGAACAGCGGUCUGCAGCAGUACACGGGCCCGGUUCCCUGCAAUCAUUUCACCCUCAACGACGAAGAAGAUUGCUUGAAGGCCCUGACUUGGAUCAGGAACAACUCCAUUGCUGCAGAAGGGAAUGUCAUCAUCUAUGGGAACACAAUUGACACAUACACCACGGUGGAGACGCUCUUGAACUUGGGUGUGAGGGGCUCCUACAUCCACCUGGUGCAGCACCCACCCACCUCCAUCGUCACCUGCAUCAACAACUACGCAGUGGAGGGCGCAGUGGAGGAUGCGCUCCGAGCCGCGGGGGUGACCGUCUACCGGGAUGCGGUCCUAGCUCAGUGGAACGAUGGCCUGAACCCAGACCCCAUCCACAGCGCCAGCUUCACCACACCCACCAAGCCCUUCCAGCUCCCUUGCUCCAUGUUCUUCAGCUUCUGUGAGAAGAACGUGGAUUACGAAACAUUCAGAGCCUUCAACGACGCGUGCCUUGUCUACGACGGCCGCCUUGUGAUAGACACCAACUUCCACACCAAUGACAUAGCCAUCAGAGCUGCCGGCUCCCUCACCAAGUUCUCCAACAGGUAUUACUCGAAUGAGUGGACUCACAGCAACUUCAAUUCCAAGGAAGUUGGCUUCCAGCUGGCAGCCGUGAUGCUCAACCUCUUUGACCCGACCCUCGAGCCUGUGACUGAGCCGCCGGCUGACCUUGACCGCCUCAUCCCCAUGUACAGGGGAGCCAAGAUCAAAGGAGGCAUCCUCCCUGGGUCGUACCAUUAUCUGCAUAUCGCCAAGCCUGCCAUCCCAACCCUAUUGGAGGUACAAAUGGCCCAGUCUGAUUUUGGUUCAGAAAUAGUAACAGGUAAUGUGAAGAACGGGACUUACUUCCGAAUCCACACCAACAAGUACAAGAUGGUGGAAACCAUCACGUGCCUUUCCAAAGUGCCUUUCCCUGCCUCCAACUACAUCCGCCUGUUCGGCCAGCACGAGCAAGUCCUCAACAACCUGUGCGCUCGAUACAAGGACGGGCUGGUCCCAGACCUCUACAGCUACUUCAUGGAGCCAUGGUGCAUGGCCCUCUUUCACGAUCGGUUUAUUGAUCUCCGGAAAGAGUUACGCCAGAUCUUAUCCUCCAAGGAGGAGGAAAACCUUCCUUCCAUAGAAGAAUUAGCCCGUCGGAUCGAAGAUGAGGGCAUUAACCUGCCCGAGAAGCCCAGGAAUUACCUCAGAAGAGUUUUCCAGGAAACCAUCUACAGGCCUCUGGUGGAGAAGAGCAUCCUUGACUAUCUGCGCUAUAAUCAUUACCACCUGCCCAUGUACGCGUGGCAGGGCAUCGUUUAGCGGUGGCCACGGCCUCCACUUGAUUGCUUCCACUCGUAUCGUUCCGGGAAGUGCUCCGCAGAAGCAGGAAACCUCUCUGAAGCCUGGCUGGACCGCCAGGCACCGUCGUGGUUCCCUCCUUUCUUUUCCGUGUCCACCGAUGCCUGUGGUUUCCUAUCGUCCCAGUAGGUGGCGCACGGCGGUGCGUCUGGAUUCUGGGGCAGGGAGACGCUUUACCAACACCAGGCGUGUUCCUGGGCAGAAUAACCCAUUUUAGCAAUAAAAUGAGACCGUACUGUGUAAAA
This is a messenger RNA of Orcinus orca (killer whale), 4055 nucleotides long. RefSeq names its product cilia and flagella associated protein 61 (gene CFAP61). The transcript has 27 exons. Bases 58 to 3771 code for a protein of 1237 amino acids. The record is from RefSeq and is a predicted model, not a curated record. Lineage: Eukaryota; Metazoa; Chordata; Mammalia; Artiodactyla; Delphinidae.